GUCUGGUGAGGGAUUUUUUAGGUUUGUAGUAGUGUCGUGUGAGUGAAGAGGCAAUGAAUGAAGCAUGAAACAUUGGAUGAGCAUGAGGCGCAUGGCGGUAGGAGCAGUCUCAAACUCCACUCUUUUUCUACCUUCCUCUCUUCUAUCUUCUUCUAAACCUAAUCCCUUAACUAUCCCAUUCUCCUUCUCUCUCACCGAAACGUCACCGUUUUCCAUUUCUGUUCUCACUCGCCAACGCCGCUUCCUUUCCGUUUCUUCUUUAACCGCUGACCACCACAACCUCUCUGAUUUCGGAGAUGGUGACAGCGUUGCAAUUUCAAACGAAGGUUUGAAGAUGCUUCUCAAAGGGAUGACUUACCCUGAACUUGAAAAAUGGGUUCAAUCACAUGGAUACAGGCCUGGGCAGGCUAUGAUGUUAUGGAAGCGAAUGUAUGGAAACAACAUUUGGGCCCAUCAUAUUGAUGAGUUGGAAGGUUUGAAUAAAGAUUUCAAGAAAAUGUUGAAUGAAAAUGCCGAGUUCAAAGCGCUUACUCAGAAAGAAAUUCGCACAGCAUCUGAUGGAACAAGAAAGAUUUUAUUCACAUUGGAAGAUGGGCUGGUCAUAGAAACAGUUGUCAUACCUUGUGACAGAGGUAGGACUACUGUGUGUGUUUCAAGUCAAGUUGGAUGUGCUAUGAAUUGUCAAUUUUGCUACACUGGAAGAAUGGGUCUUAGGAGACAUCUUACUGCUGCAGAAAUAGUAGAGCAGGCUGUUUUUGCCAGACGGCUGCUCACUGAUGAAGUUGGUUCCAUUACAAAUGUUGUCUUUAUGGGCAUGGGGGAACCACUUCAUAACAUUGAUAAUGUCAUUAAAGCUGCAGAUAUAAUGGUGGAUGAGCAAGGGCUUCAGUUCAGUCCCCGCAAGGUCACCAUAUCAACCAGCGGGCUUGUUCCACAGCUUAAACGUUUCCUCCAUGAAUCAAGCUGUUCAUUAGCUGUUAGUUUGAAUGCAACUACUGAUGAGGUAAGAAACUGGAUCAUGCCUAUAAAUCGAAAGUACAAGCUGGAGUUGCUUCUUCAGACACUUCGAGAGGAGCUUUGCUUCAAAAAGAACUACAAAGUUCUAUUUGAGUAUGUGAUGCUUGAAGGAAUUAAUGACAGCGAUGGAGAUGCAGAGAGGCUUAUCGAGCUUGUGAAGGGAAUUCCUUGCAAGAUUAAUCUUAUCUCAUUCAAUCCACACAGUGGAUCAUUCUUCAAACCAACCAAAGAUGAAAGAAUGAUUGAAUUCCGGAAUACAUUGGCUGGUGCAGGAUUGGUAGUCAUUUUAAGACUUAGUAGAGGUGAUGAUCAAAUGGCUGCCUGUGGUCAAUUGGGUAAGCCUGGCACCAUUCAAGCUCCAUUGCUUCGUGUACCAGAGCAAUUCCAAAUGGCAAUUGGAAGUUCAGCUUGAUUCUUUGUGGAGGUUCUGUUGCAAAUUGAUCUAGGACACUUGUGGUGGAGGUAGCUAGGGAUGACUCCAUGCUGAGAAUGCAAGACAAAGAGCUAUAUUUGGAGGAUAUCUGUCUGUUUCCAUAUUGUACUUUUCCAUUUUACAGUUAAUUUAUAUUUAUUUUUAUAAAUGUGAAGGAUCGAGAUUCCUUGCCGGCUAAGAAGUAAGAAAUAAAAAUAGUUUAAAUGUUUUUAUUCUCUCAAA
Molecule: messenger RNA, 1672 nt
Organism: Glycine soja
Lineage: Eukaryota; Viridiplantae; Streptophyta; Magnoliopsida; Fabales; Fabaceae
Product: dual-specificity RNA methyltransferase RlmN
Exons: 9
Coding region: 65-1429 (454 amino acids)
Biological process (GO): rRNA base methylation; tRNA methylation
Molecular function (GO): RNA methyltransferase activity; iron-sulfur cluster binding
Source: RefSeq, a predicted model, not a curated record